Myzus persicae (green peach aphid) is the source of this 2562-nucleotide messenger RNA. RefSeq names its product E3 ubiquitin-protein ligase Topors-like. Lineage: Eukaryota; Metazoa; Arthropoda; Insecta; Hemiptera; Aphididae. The coding region runs from base 884 to 2521 and encodes 545 amino acids. The transcript is spliced from 9 exons. Gene Ontology annotation, molecular function: ubiquitin protein ligase activity. Gene Ontology annotation, biological process: protein monoubiquitination; protein polyubiquitination. The record is from RefSeq and is a predicted model, not a curated record.
UAUCUGUGAAUAAUCUUAUAUAAUAAAAUUGUAUAUAAAUAUAAAUUGUGUGUGUCUUAUAUAAUAUAUUGUAAAAUACAUUUUUAACCGUUGCCACGAGAGUGACGCGAUCGGCAGGGAGCCAGUGAAGAGUGAAUCGACCAAUCGAGAUUUCACGAUACCACGGGAACCGGAGUUGGCCAUCCUGAAUAGAUCGAGGUCCAAGGAGGAUGUAAAAUCUAAAAAGGUUACAGUAAACAAAAAAGUGCUGAUCAUUGUCGAUCGGCUAUACCUUGGGUAUAUUACCACAUGGCGGACGGCUUUACAGUGCUACUCACGUCCAAUGUUCGUCGCAAUCAGCCGCGGGUCUGAGCUUCAUUCUAGGCGAGUUUUGUAAUAUUUAUAUUUUUAUUCCUCUAUUCUUGGAAACGUAAUUAGUGACUACGGAUUGAUAGUGAGCAUUAUAUGGUCACUACUUGUCGUGUUUCAUUCGCGAGUGAUUUUUUUUUUUAUUUUGUCUGAAAGCAAAUGUUUCUGUUUUUGUUUUAACUUUGCUUUCGCGUCUUCAUUUUAACUCUUUCUGUGAUCUCAACCGCCACAGUGUUUAAAUGGUCGGCCUACCGAACUCAAUUCACUGACUUAUGGCGAAACAUUUUGACUUUAUUUUUUCUCAACGGCUUGUAGUUACUUAAAUACGUUUUACAACUUAUCACUUAACUGACCGUUUAGUGCUCAUUUGGUGUAAAUUAACACUAUUGAAGCGCUUCUUUUCAGAUUUUAGUGAUAUUAAACGAACGAUAAUACAACAGAUAUCCAUUAUUUAUUUAUUAAAUAUAUUUGGUAUUCAGAUUAUAUUAGUGGAAUAUCAGCUAUUUAUACUAUGAAUUGAAAUUUGAAAUUCAAUAUGUCGGUAAUCAUAAAACCUGAACAUAUUAGUGGAGUAGUGGAGGUGUCAUCAGAUGAUGAAGAGGCAGUAUCAAUGUUAUCAACCAUUAAUAGUGAAGUUCCUCUUCCCGAAGCUAGUGGACGCCCUUCAACACCGGAUUCACAGUGCUCAAUUUGUCUGGAUGAUCUAACAAAUAAAUGUCAUACGGAUCAAUGUUGGCAUGCAUUUUGUUUUGAGUGCUUACAAAGAUGGUCAAAUUCUGAAGCAACUUGUCCAUUAUGUAAGAAAAGGUUCAAUUUUAUUUAUCAUUCAAUUGCUGAUGAUGGUGUCCAUGAAACAUAUGAUGUUCCUAGACUGGUGGCCAGAUUACCAUCUUUUUCUAGACCAAGAAUAUUCAUACGGCCAUUCGCUGAAAUGACAGAUGAUAUAGACAGAAUGUUCAGAAUGAAUUUGUUUUUGGAUAUUGUCCGUAGAAAUGACAACAUGAUGGGCUUGCGAUAUGACGAGAACUCAGUGGACUUAAAUCAUAAUGCUAAUGCCAUGAAUCAAUUUUUAACUGAUCCAUCUGCAAAUUAUCCACGCCCUAAUCUACAAAGACCAAUCAUUGGUCAAGGAUUUAGAAUACGAGUGUAUAUUACUAAUAUGUGGGCUGAACCAUUACCUGAUGCAACUGGCCGUUUUAGAGAUUGUUCCUCAGCCUUCUAUCGAGAUAAUCCAGCACAAACGUAUAGAUUGCAUUCAUUCAUCCUUAGAGAUCUGGUUGCAGUAAGGGAAUCUGUAAGAUCAGAGGGUCAGCAAAUGCCUUUUCCGGUGAAUACUGAUGUUACUGUGACAAAUUUGAUAAUGAGAUCACUUGCAGCAUAUGAAAUAAGACAAUUACAUAUGGUCAACGUCUUAAGGCCUUUUCUGGAUACACGUGCAGUACAUUUUUGUCAUGAACUAUACAAUUUUGCUAAUAGUCCAUACGACCUUAGUGGCUACGAUAGCAAUGUUCAAUAUACUUAUCCGGGGCUUGACAGUGAAUUAAUUACCGCACUUUAUAGGGACCCAUUACCACCAAUCCAUAUUAUUGGUGAAACCAUUGUAUUGGAUUCAGAUAAUGAAGAAGUUGUAAGGCCACAUGUAAUGGAAGUUAUCGAAGUUAGUUCCAGUGUUGAUGACUCUGACGUUGAAAUUCUAAGUCACUCCUUCCUUUCUAUUGAUCCACUCAAUUCUAUAGACCAACCAUCUACAUCUACUGGAAUUCGAGAUUCAUUAGAUCGACCCAACAAUAGAUAUAAUUUAAGGAGACGAAGAAUAUUCUCACCUACUAUAAAUGAUUCUCCUAAUUAUCAAUCUGUGUAUGGUGAUUUAUCUCGAAUGUCAUAUCCAUCUCAAGGAAGAAGAGGAAGGCCCAUUCUAGAUUCCUCAUCAGAUGAUGAAGAACCAAUAACUGGUCCUCGAGGUUCGCAUACUACUCUUAGAAAAUCUCGAAAUGUUAAUGACAAAAGGAAAAAAAAAACCAAGAAAAAUAAAAAGAAAAAAAGAAAAGUAAACACCAAUGAUUCACGAUCUGAAAUCCGCAGUAACAACAGAAGUCGUUCAUAUUCAGAAUCAUCCUCAUCUUCAGAAGAAACAGAUAUAAGACCAAUUAAUAGUUUUAUUCUACCGAGUUAAGUUGAGUUCAUUGAACUAGUGUAAAUUUGUCUAAAAGAAAA